AUGGAACCAAGAUUUUAUGAGAUACCCAGAAAAACGCCAACUCAUGAAACACUCAAAAAAGGUGUACCAGGAAAGCAGAAAAAAAAGCCGUUAAAGUUUUCUGAUGAAGGAGGAGCGCAGCUUGAAACAGAAAUUUUUGGCUUAUUUUUAGUGAAAAUAACCGAACCUCAGAUGCAUUUUUUGAAUGACCUCACAAAUUGGAAUUAA
Blepharisma stoltei is the source of this 207-nucleotide messenger RNA. The record is from the annotation of a GenBank genome assembly. Lineage: Eukaryota; Ciliophora; Heterotrichea; Heterotrichida; Blepharismidae.